AAAGUGACCACAAUCGUCAUGAGAUUUAGCCGAAUUAUAGAGGAAUAUCUCAAGAACUCAACUUUGCAUGGAGCCCGGUUUAUAGUGGACAAGGAUGCCAAUUGGAUAGAGCGUAUCUUUUGGGUUAUUUGUCUGUUUGCGUCUUGGUACGCCUCCUGGUUGCUGAUUAAAGCCUCGUUAAGUGCCUUUGAGAACAAUGCCAUCAGUUUUGUGGUGGAGAGUUCGUUUCGCGAUUGGAAUACUAACUUCCCAGCCAUUAUAGUCUGCGAAUCCAAAAAUAUGGAUCGAAUACAGGAGGUGGCUGAACAACUAUGGGGCGCUGAUCACGACUUCACUUUGGAGGAGGUCCUUAGCGAGAUUGCCUUCUUCCGGGGCGAGUCUUAUCAUACAGUUCAUGAAUGCAGUGGCGAAGAAGUGACUGCCUCAUGUUUUUACUCAAAUUUCUCGUAUUACGCUGAAUUAGUUAGAACCAGUUGUGUGGACUCAAUAAGUAAUUGCGAGUGGAAUGGUAAACCAUUUGAGUGCUGCAAGUACUUUCAUCGCAUGGAAACUGAGCUGGGAAUUUGCUAUGCCAUUAAUUCUCUUCAAUCUGGGAAACUUAAAGAGCCUAAGCUAAAUAUGUAUUCAAAUCGUGAUAGAGGACCGGGCUCCCUGGUAAUGGAAUUGCAUAUAGAAGCUACGGUUUUUAUACUUGGUACUGAGGAGGUUCCCACAUUAGUCACACCUAAAACGGAUUUUCUUGUCGUAGGACCCUAUAUUUCCUUUGUAAGAUAUAUCUCAAAGCGUGAUAUUGAGAACGAUGAAGAGAUCCGUCAGACCAGUGUCCAACAGAGAAACUGUCGUUUCGCAGAUGAGAACAUCCUGGAUGUGCACAAGUUCUAUAGCUAUAGUGCAUGUACUGUCCAGUGUCGCAAGGAUCGACAGAUGGAGUUAUGCAACUGCUCCAGUCACUUGUCCCCAAAUUCCCCCGAAUGGCAGUUGUGCAACAUGGAUGGCCUUGAGUGCCUGAAUCGCAAUUACGAGGACCUCUCGGUGAUCAUCGCUAAAUGGUCCAAACGUCGGGGUCGUAAGGGUCUGGUCUGCGAUUGUCUUCCGUCCUGCACGGAGGUGGAUAUCACCACGGUCUUCGAUAGCAAAGAAAAUAUGGCGGGCAGUCAGAAUCCUGUCUCUAGAAUCGAAGUCGGCCUAAUCGAAUUACCCACGGAGCGGUACAAAAGGAAUUUGGUCCGUGGCAAAUUGGAUUUGGUUGUGUCUAUUGGUGGCACUACUGGCUUAUUUGUUGGCGCCAGUCUACUCAGUUUUGUGGAGAUCUUUUACUACAUUACCAUUCGUCCUUAUACCACAUAUAUGAAUGAGAAACGUCGCUUGAAGCGCUUGAUUUUGCCCAAGAGAUUUCAUUGAGUCAGCUUUAAACAUUGCUUUAUUGUAAUCUUUUUGAGCACAAACCUAAUAAAUUCAA
Drosophila suzukii is the source of this 1459-nucleotide messenger RNA. It is a transcript of the gene ppk13, whose product is annotated as pickpocket 13. The record is from RefSeq and is a predicted model, not a curated record. Gene Ontology annotation, molecular function: ligand-gated sodium channel activity. NCBI's taxonomy places the organism in Eukaryota, Metazoa, Arthropoda, Insecta, Diptera, Drosophilidae. Gene Ontology annotation, biological process: sodium ion transmembrane transport. Gene Ontology annotation, cellular component: plasma membrane.